AUGACAGCUUUCGGCGGAGGAUAUCUUGAACCAACUGGUCUGUUCGGAUAUACCUCUGUAAACCAUCCUACAUCCCUUCGACCGCUGACCGAACGUACUAUAUAUCAUGCUCAACAUAUAGUGGAAAUGAUCCGGAAAGCUCCUGAUGAUGUGACAGGAAGAGAAUUGAGAUUGGUGGUUAAGAACCUUGACAGACUCAGUGAUUUAUUAUGUGGAGUUAUAGAUAUGGCAGAAUUGAUUAGGAAUGUACAUCCUGAUCCAACUUGGGUGGAGGAGAGUGAUAAAGCUUAUGAAAGAUUGUGUAGCUUUAUGAAUGAGCUCAACACGGACACGAGGUUAUAUCAAUCACUCAAGCUUGCACUACAACACCCCCAUUCGACCCCGUUGAGCGAAGCCGAACGUCAAGUUGCUCUUACCUUCCUACGUGAUUUCGAAAAAUCAGGCAUCCAUCUCCCACCAGAUCUUCGAUCUCGUUUUGUAUCACAAUCCGAUUCUCUCCUCUCCCUCGGUCGUACAUUUCUCAAUGACGCAUCUUCUGGACCUUCACAGGAUCCUCCCAUCGAAAUUCCAGAAGCUGAUCGUCUUUUGGUAGGAAUGGGAAGUGCGUUUAUAUCUUCACUCCCUCGCGGUAAAGGAAAAUCCCGUUCAAGCGUAUUCGUCACACCUGGUUCUUGGGAAUCUCAAAUGAUCGCCCGAUAUGCUAGAGAAGGCGAAGCUCGUCGACUUGUCUAUGUGGGAUCUUUACGUCCUGAUCCGGAUCGUAUUCAAGUAUUGGAACAAAUGUUACUUGAACGUGCUGAAUUAGCCAAUUUGCUCGGUAAAGAAACAUGGGCAGACGUUGCUUUGGUUGACAAAAUGGCAAAAACACCUGGAAACGUCAUGAACUUUCUAACUUCCUUAGCUGAACAUAAUCGACCUGCAGCGGCUACAGAUAUUGUAAUGUUACAGAAAAUGAAAGCUUCUGCUCUCACUGGAAAUCCUUUCGCCUCAGAGACAAUCAAAUUACCUCCGAUAUACGCAUGGGAUAAAGAUUUCUUUUCGGAAAGACACAUGAUGUCUCUUUCACCAGUAUCGAGUUUACCACCCAUCACACCUUAUUUCUCAACUGGAAACAUCAUGUUAGGUCUCUCUCGUUUGUUCUCAAAACUCUAUGGAAUAUCUUUCAAACCUGUCAGUGUGGCACCGGGAGAAGUAUGGCAUCCUUCUGUUAGACGUUUGGAGGUGGUUGACGAAGAAGAAGGGAUAAUAGGUGUUAUAUAUUGUGAUUUAUUUUCAAGAGAAGGAAAACCUCCUUCAGCUGCUCAUUAUACCGUUAGGUGUUCAAGGAGAGUUGACGAUGAUGAUUUGCUUGGAGAUGGACUGGAAUCGUAUUGGGAUUCAAAGUACGGAAAGGGGUUGGAAGUGGAAGGGGAGAAGGUUAGAGGAAGAGAAGGGAAAUAUCAAUUACCAAUUGUGGUUUUGACUACGGAUUGUGGGGUGGUAGAGGAAGGAAGACCUGCUGUUUUGGGAUGGAAUGAUGUGGAAACUUUGUUCCAUGAGAUGGGGCAUGCGAUACAUUCUAUGAUCGGUAGAACGGAAUAUCAUAACGUAUCCGGUACACGUUGCGCGACUGAUUUUGUUGAACUUCCUUCAAUCCUAAUGGAACAUUUCGUUUCUUCUCCAUCCGUUUUAUCACUAUUCGCAACUCAUCACACGACAAACCAACCUCUACCGCUUCCUCUCCUCGAAGCUCAUUUAGAUAUCAGAGAUUCACUCUCAUCACUCGAAACACAUGGUCAAAUACUAAUGGCCAUUUUAGAUCAACGAUAUCAUACUAUACAUCAUGGUGAUCCAUUUGAUUCCACCAAGAUACACUAUGAUCUUCAAGAAUCUCUAGGAGUCGUACCACCUGUAAAAGACACAGCUUGGCAAACUCAAUUCGGUCAUUUACAUGGUUAUGGAGCUACUUAUUAUUCUUAUCUAUUCGAUAGAGCCAUAGCUGGGAAGAUAUGGCACAGUCUAUUUGCCUCGAACGGUGGGUUAAGUAGAGAAGGAGGAGAGAAAUUUAAAGAUGAAGUUUUACGUUGGGGAGGUGGGAAAGAUCCUUGGGAAAUGGUAGCGAAUGUCAUUGGAGGUGAAGAGGGAGAUGAAGUUUUGAAGGGUGAUGAAGGUGCUAUGAAGGUGGUAGGUGGUUGGAUGAUAAAGUGAUACUUGGAUUGCUUUAUACAUUUACUUUGCUUUUUUCCCUCACGAUCAUUUGUCAUCCAGAUUCGUCCUCAAUUGCGGGGCUAGGAUGAGAAGAGAACAAAAAGAAAGAGAGGAUGGAAAACUUUCGAUGUGGGAUGAAGGGAGAGAAGCCAUUGGGAUGAUAUAGGGCUGCGGUUAGUGUGAGUGGGUGAAGUGAAGUGAGUACGUGCGGAUGCUGAAGUCUUUGAAGGGAAGACAAGCGGCGGGAUGAGAAUGGACCGUAAUGCAAUUAGAGGUUAAUCAUAGAAUAUCACCAUUUCUUUUUGGGCAUCUGUAGCCCUUUGACGGCUUUGUAGCAUAUCUGCACAAACAAUGCAUAUUCUUCAUUUA
Tremella mesenterica DSM 1558 is the source of this 2556-nucleotide messenger RNA. RefSeq lists its product as uncharacterized. Gene Ontology annotation, cellular component: mitochondrion. The record is from RefSeq and is a predicted model, not a curated record. Bases 1 to 2187 code for a protein of 728 amino acids. Gene Ontology annotation, molecular function: metalloendopeptidase activity. NCBI's taxonomy places the organism in Eukaryota, Fungi, Basidiomycota, Tremellomycetes, Tremellales, Tremellaceae. Gene Ontology annotation, biological process: peptide metabolic process. The transcript has 4 exons.